Molecule: messenger RNA, 5091 nt
Organism: Xylona heveae TC161
Lineage: Eukaryota; Fungi; Ascomycota; Xylonomycetes; Xylonales; Xylonaceae
Product: PHD transcription factor
Exons: 6
Coding region: 1-5091 (1696 amino acids)
Biological process (GO): chromatin remodeling
Cellular component (GO): nucleus
Molecular function (GO): DNA binding; histone demethylase activity
Source: RefSeq, a predicted model, not a curated record
AUGGUCGUCCCUCCGUCCACUGGAGGGUCGACCACGGCUGGCACGGCCACUCGUUCGACCAACACUCCUAAUGGCACAUCCCGACCCAAAUCGUCCAAUGCACCUAACGGACAACAUGCGGCACCGAAUAAUGCGUCCGUUCCUCUGAGCGCGCGCAAGUCGCAGCCCUUGGAUAUGUCGACGGUGGAACGGAAAGUCUUGUCCUCGAUGAGUCGAGAAACGCCCAAGCGAUCACGCCCGAUGGGCAUUCAGGAAGCCCCAACCUACCGCCCGACGUCCGAGGAAUUCAAGGAUCCGAUGGAAUAUAUUCGCAAAAUAGUGCCAGAAGGCAUGAAGUAUGGCAUAGUCAAAGUGGUUCCGCCGGAUGACUGGAACCCCGAAUUCGCAAUCGAUACUGAGCGCUUCCACUUCCGAACCCGCAAGCAGGAGCUUAAUUCGGUCGAGGGCGGGACUCGCGCGAACCUGAAUUAUCUAGACCAACUAGCCAAAUUCCACAAGCAACAUGGUAACAAUCUAAAUCGAUUUCCGAGCGUCGACAAACGUCCUCUCGACUUGUACAAACUCAAAAAGGCCGUGGAGGUUCGCGGCGGAUUCGACAAGGUCUGCAAGCUGAAGAAAUGGGCCGAAAUCGGAAGAGAUUUGGGUUACAGUGGCAAGAUUAUGUCUUCGCUGUCCACUUCAUUGAAGAACUCUUACCAGAAAUGGUUACAUCCCUAUGAAGAAUAUCUGAGAAUUGCCAAGCCCGGUGUCCAGCAACAACUGGAGAUGGAGUAUGGUGGUCCUCUGACCCCAUCUCCCGCCACAUCACCGAUGAAGAAGACAAAUCAAGCGUCGCCGUCACGCCCAAAGGAAAACUCGCCCGCCAUGCGUGCUACAGCUGCUCUCUACAACCGCCUCAAAGAACCAGAUGAUGGUGAGAAGAGCUCAUCUGAGAAUGAUGCGCCACCACCACCUUUCAGAUCAUCUGGAUUUACCGCUGUCAAUACCGGUGGCUUCACGCCGGUCAAUGCCACAAACGGAAUCAAGCGCGAACCGGAAAUUGAGGCGACGCCGCCUACCCGGUCAAAAGCUACGCCCACCAGCUCGGCUAAGAAUACUCCGGAUUGUCGCUCCUCCGCCUUGAGCGCGACGCCUGUAACGAAUGGGCAUUCCUCGAAUCGGCUUAAACGACAGUUGGGCGAAGAUUCACCUGACCGGGACUCCCCUUCGGACCAGGCGAAUGGGGAUAGCGAUAAGCAGGGUCGCAGGAGCAAGCGACUGAAGAAGGAAUCAACUGCGCCGACUGUUGCCGGAUCUUAUAUGACCUUUCGGCCUUCAACGCCCCGUGUUCCUGGGGAGAUGAACGGCAAGCCCGGCGAGAAAUGCGAAACGUGCGGUAAAGGCGAAGACCCAAAGUCUAUUCUCCUCUGUGAUAGUUGCGAUGUGGGAUAUCACAAAUACUGCUUAGAUCCCCCUCUCAAAGCCGUCCCUGAUUACGACUGGCAUUGCCCGCGCUGCUUAGUUGGCACUGGCGAGUUUGGUUUCGAGGACGGUGGGAUAUAUUCUUUGAAACAGUUCCAGGAAAAAGCGAACAACUUUAAAGAAAAUUACUUUCUUCCGAAAAUGCCAUUCGAUCCAGUCCUCAACUCCAAGCGGCCAGUCACAGAAGAUGAUGUCGAACGGGAGUUCUGGAGGCUUGUGGAAAACCUCACAGAGACCGUUGAGGUCGAAUACGGAGCAGAUAUUCAUUCGACAACACAUGGAAGCGGCUUCCCAACGAUUGAAAAGAAUCCCCUGGAUCCCUACUCUACGGAUCCUUGGAAUCUCAACAUCCUCCCCCUGCAUCCUGAGUCUCUUUUCCGACAUAUCAAAUCCGAUAUUUCCGGCAUGACGGUACCCUGGCUCUAUGUGGGAAUGUGCUUUUCAACAUUUUGCUGGCACAAUGAAGACCAUUUUGCUUAUUCAGCGAAUUAUCAGCAUAUCGGCGCUACCAAGACGUGGUAUGGCAUUCCUGGCGAGGAUGCAGAAAAGUUUGAGGAUGCCAUGCGUGAAGCAGUGCCGGAGCUUUUUGAAACCCAGCCAGAUUUAUUAUUUCAACUUGUGACACUCUUGCCUCCUGACCGACUUCAAAAGGCCGGCGUUAGGGUGUACGCGCUAGAUCAGCGAGCGGGUCAAUUUGUUCUGACUUUUCCCAAAGCCUAUCAUGCGGGUUUCAACCAUGGCUUCAAUGUCAACGAAGCCGUAAAUUUUGCCCCGAAUGACUGGGAACCCGACGGCGAAGCUGGCGUGGAAAGGCUGCAGGCGUUCAGGAGGCAGCCCUGUUUCUCCCACGACGAGCUAUUACUUACAGCCGCGGCACGGGACACCACCAUUAAAACCUCAAAAUGGCUGGCCCCCGCACUGGAGCGAAUGAGGGACCGUGAGCUCGAUCAACGCCAAGAGUUUCUGCGCAAACAUAAAGAGCCCAACGACCACUACUGCAAGGUCGAUGAGCCAGGCGUUGAUUCAGGUCCGCGAUGUGAUCUCGGCUUCGAGAUGGAUGAUCAGGAUGUGCCAGAGGAGGAGUAUCAGUGCUGUUAUUGUAAAGCGUUCAGCUACCUUUCGCGCUUUCAAUGCACAAAGACAUCCAAGACUCUCUGCUUGUUGCAUGCUGGCCAGUAUGCCUGCUGCGAGGCUAGCGAAGAAGAUCGCUUGACAGGCCCGCAUCACACAUUGAGGUACCGUAUGACUGAUGAAGCUCUUGAGAGUUUAGUACAAAAGGUUGUGGACCGAGCAAGAGUGCCAGAAGCAUGGGCUGAAAAGCUAGCCAGAACAUUGGACGAUGACCCGAGACCGUCCCUCAAAGUCUUGAGAUCACUCUUGAGCGAAGGCGAAAGAAUCCCUUUUGAGCUUCCACAACUUCCUACCCUCAAGGCGUUUGUUGAGAGGUGCAAUGACUGGGUAGAAGAAGCGACAAAUUACAUUACUCGCAAGCAACAAAAUCGCCGAAAGAAUGAAAAGGCUUGGCGAAAGGGCAAUUCUUCUCGCGCGGCGGAAAUGGAGGAGCGCGACAAAGAGCUGCGCAAGAUUGAAAAUGUCCAUAAAUUGCUUGCUUCGGCUGACGACAUUUCUUUUGAUUGUCCAGAGAUUACGACGCUACGAGAGCGAGCUGAGGCGAUUAAUGAUUUCCAACGAGAUGCACAGAACGCUCUCCUCGAUCCCCGUCUCCGUACAACGCAAGAGUUUGAAGAGCUUGCCGAGAUGGGGAAAGGCUUCAAUGUGGACAUUCCCGAAGUGGAGAAGCUUGAUAAAGUCGUUCAGCAGAUGAAGUGGAAUGACCGAGCGCAGGAGCUUCGUGUUCAUUUCCAGACACUGCAGGAGGUGGAGGAUUUUAUACAAAAGGGAAUCGACCUUGCGAUCCCUGAGCACAAUGAGCACCUCAUCUUCUUCAAGGAUCAGAAACAGGCGGGCGAACUCUGGGAAGCAAAGGCAAAGGAGCUCAUUUCCGUCGAAGUGGUUCAUUAUCAGCAAUUGGAAGCACUUUCAGGCCAGGCUUCUUCAAUUCCCGUCACUCGAGAAACGCUUGCGGCAGUGGAUGGCAUCUUGACCAAGCAAAGGGAAGCCCACAAGCAGAUUGUGUCUCUUUAUGAACGAAGCAAGGACCCUAUUUUUCGCAAGCGUCCCACCUACAAAGCCGUGAGGGAUGUCAUGGAAUCUUUGGCCGAGCUAAAUAGCAAGCCGACCGGCACGAUUGAUCUCGAAAAGGAGCAGAAGCGUCAUGAAGACUGGAUGCGAAAGGGCAAGAAGCUUUUUGGAAAAGCAAAUGCUCCGCUGCACAUUCUCAAAAGUCAUAUGGAACUAGUGGCUAGCCAAAAUGAGGCUUGUUUUAGCCUCUCCGAUCGCCCAAGGACCCCGGUUGAGCCUUCUUCGAGGGAGCACACGCCCGACGACUCACAGUCUGUCGAUGGCUCAGGCUCAAGUAAAGAUGUGUUUUGCAUCUGUCGCAAGCCCGAAGCUGGAAUGAUGAUUGAAUGCGAGCUUUGCCAUGAAUGGUAUCACGGAAAGUGUUUGAAGAUUGCCCGGGGCAAAGUAAAAGAGGACGAUAAAUACACUUGCCCCAUUUGCGAUUGGCGGGUCAAAAUACCCCGUGAUGCUGCGCGACCAAAAUUAGAGGAUCUUCAAGACUGGCAGGCCGAGAUACCAAACCUGCCUUUUCAGCCAGAUGAGGAAGAUAUUCUUGAAAGCAUCAUCAAUGCAGCUCAGGAGUUUCGGGACUUUAUGCGGCCCCUGAUCAAUCCCAUGAUGACGACGCCAGAAGAAGUCAUGACUCAACGCUUCUAUCUCCGGAAAAUCGAGGGUGCGGACAUACUUCUUGCCUAUGAAACGAACUUUUUCCGACAAGAGUUGCACAAGUGGGCCCCGGUAGCUCCUGAACCGCCUCCAAUUCUAGAACAGUCAUUGUCGACUCGGAAACCUCGUCCAACAAAGCAGCAGAAAUUGAUGGCUCAGCUCGGUAUUGAGAAUCCGGAAGAUUUACCGCAGCACCUCCGGACAAAACAACACAAUUUUAAUAAGCGCAAGAGCAGCGAGCCUCAUGUGAAACAGCCACCGCCGCUCCAGCCAGCUCCAGGACGUCCCACUACUCCACUGGGACUGCGGCAUUCAGCUUCCUCCGGUAAUCCACCGCACCCUUCUCUCGUUGGGCAACCUCCUCCAGCAGACCAGCAUGGGCCGCAGUUUACUUAUGACGGCCACUUCAGCAUGUCUGGUCCGCCACCCGAUCAGCCAGCUUUUGCGCCGAGCACCUCGUUUAUGCCCGGACAUCCCCCUGAGCUAGAUUCGCCAAACUUUUCUUCCAGCAUGCGGAGCGGUUCUGUCCUUGAUCCAGCUAUUUUCAGUGGGCCUGGUUUUGGCCGAGGCGAUCAAGUUGGCAGCCCAUUAUCAAACCACUAUGGCAGUAGCCAGGGUGCCAACCUCGACUCCAUAUUUGCGGACCUCACGAAUCAAGACGCGGACGGCAUUGGGAGCAGUCACGCCAAUGAGGCACUGGCUGUUUCGGGAGCCGAUGACGACCGUACCGACGAGGACGCAGACCAAGAAGAUCAGAUGCUAGCGGAUGAAUUUUUAAAUUAA